AACAGGGUGAGGUCACAAAGCCCCCAGAAAGGAGGGGCUCCGUCCUCAGAGGCGAGGGUUCUGGGAACCACUUGGGCUGGAGCUGGGCUUAGGGAGGAGAGUGCAGCUCAUCAUCAUGUGCGAGGAGGUGCAGGCGACCGUGCAGAAACACAUGCACAGCCCGAGGCACAGCAAGGAGGAGCUGAACAGGCUUAACCAGGCCAUCCAGCGGCUGACUGCGGAGGUGGACGGCGUUAAGAGUCAGCCCUGUGAACUGGACAGAGCCACAGAACCACCAGCCCUGCGGGAGGACGGAGCCUCAGACAGUGCCCAGGGCAAGCUGGCCUGGCUGGAGGCCGCCCUGCAGCGAGCCAAGCACGACAUGGUCCGGCAGCUGCGCGAGUACCAGGACCUCAUGAUCAUCAAGCUGGGCCUGGACUUUGAGAUCGCCACCUACCGCAAGCUGCUGGAGAGCGAGGAGAGCAGGCUAAGUUUGGGCCGAAGAAAGCAUAGAUCUUCAGCCUUCUCUCUCCUCCAGGAAGUCAUCAGUAAAACUGAGCUACCGGAAUUUAAGCAGGAAGGACUGAGUUUAAGGCUUGGUCUGGGAUUCGGGACAGGGAGCCUCCCCACUCUGGGCUCAGCCCCCCGCAGCCUGGCCCGCCUGCCCGGAGGAGCGGGCCCUGGCGGCCUGGAGAGGAGCACCCCUGGCGGCGGCUGCGGAUGCUGAACCUUCCUGCACAGCUCCCCAGAAGUCGAGGACCCCAAACUCCUGCCCCAAGGCUGAACCCUGUGCCCCAGACACCCCUCCCGUGGAGCUAACCCUCACCUUGUCUUUCCCCCUUGCACCCCCCACCCCUGCCCCACCCUGGAACGUCAAGUCUUGGAAUCGAGCUUACCAGGGACCGUGACUGCCCUGUCCCCUGGGGGAAGGUAGCUGGGCUACCUUGGAGGACGCUGUGCCACUGGGGAGGCCCAGUACCCUGCUCCUGUCACCUGCCCCCCACUCCUCUUUCCCUGGGACUCCUCCUCCUUUGCAAUAAAAAGUUCUUCAGUG
Messenger RNA from Canis lupus familiaris (dog), 1033 nucleotides. RefSeq names its product keratin 88 (gene KRT88). Gene Ontology annotation, molecular function: structural constituent of skin epidermis. Gene Ontology annotation, biological process: intermediate filament organization; keratinization. Gene Ontology annotation, cellular component: keratin filament. The coding region runs from base 116 to 706 and encodes 196 amino acids. The record is from RefSeq and is a predicted model, not a curated record. The transcript is spliced from 6 exons. Lineage: Eukaryota; Metazoa; Chordata; Mammalia; Carnivora; Canidae.